Molecule: messenger RNA, 2004 nt
Organism: Drosophila eugracilis
Lineage: Eukaryota; Metazoa; Arthropoda; Insecta; Diptera; Drosophilidae
Product: ATP-dependent RNA helicase vasa
Exons: 8
Coding region: 131-1861 (576 amino acids)
Biological process (GO): cell differentiation; gamete generation
Cellular component (GO): P granule; nucleus
Molecular function (GO): RNA binding; ATP binding; RNA helicase activity
Source: RefSeq, a predicted model, not a curated record
UAUUCUUUUCCCAUUGCCGCUUUACUUUAAUUUCAGAUUUUUCUUAAAGAGCUUUGCUCGCUGCCUGACUCGUGGUAAAAAAAAGUGUUCAGUAAUUGUGAUUUAUUUGCAGGCUUAUUUAGAAUCCAACAUGUCAGACUGGGAUGAUGAGCCCUGUGCUAGUGGAGACUGGGAGAGUGCCGCCCCGGUUCGUAAGCCUCAGCAAGAUGUAUCCGAAUGGAGCGAUACUGAGGAUAAUGGCAAGGCCUUGGGCACGGGUAGCGGAGGAGGAUAUCGUGAUGAAGGGUAUGGCGAUGAAGGUGGCUUCCGUGGGAGGCGUCGUGAGGGUGGUGACGAAGAACGUCGUGGAGGUCGCGAUGGCUUCAAUCGCCAGAACGCCAAAAAUUGGUCUGAGACACGUCGUCGCGAUGAUGACGUGAACAACAAUAACGUGGUCCGGGAAGAUGGUGAAAAAAAACGCGAAUUUUAUAUCCCUCCUGAGCCGUCUACCGAUGAAACUGAGAUCUUCAGUAGUGGCAUUACUACUGGUCUCAAUUUCUCGAAGUAUGACAAUAUUCCCGUUAAGGUGAGCGGUGAGAAUGUGCCGCAGCCCAUUAAAAGCUUUGCUGAUGCUUACUUGUGUACCAUUAUUGGUAAUAAUGUUACUAAAUCGGGGUACAAGGUCCCAACUCCAGUCCAAAAGGUUGCCAUUCCUGUAAUUGCGGCUGGUCGUGAUUUGAUGGCUUGCGCCCAGACUGGAUCUGGAAAAACAGCUGCUUUCCUUUUGCCAAUCCUCAGCACUUUGCUGAAUGAGCCACGUGAAUUAGUGAUUGGAAAACCACAAGCAGUGAUUGUGUCGCCAACCAGGGAGCUGGCAAUUCAGAUUUUCAACGAAGCAAGGAAGUUUGCAUUUGGUACGCAACUAAAAAUCGGUAUUGCUUACGGUGGCACCUCUUUCAAGUAUCAAAACGAGAUACUUUCGAAAGGAUGCCAUGUUCUAAUCGCCACUCCGGGACGGCUGUUGGAUUUCGUGGAGCGAUGUUUUAUCACCUUUGAGGACACGCGCAUCGUUGUUCUGGACGAGGCCGAUAGGAUGCUGGACAUGGGUUUCUCGGGAAGCAUGCGUACAUUUAUGAUUCAUGACACAAUGUGUUUGGAACAUCAAACAUUAAUGUUUUCGGCCACAUUCCCAGAGGAAAUUCAGCAUAUGGCAAGCGAGUUUUUAAAGAACUAUAUUUUUGUAACCAUUGGUGUGGUUGGCGGAGCCUGCUCCGAUGUAAAGCAGACCAUCCAUGAAGUUAACAAGUUUGCAAAACGGGCCAAGCUAAUGGAAAUUCUUCGCGAGGACGCAGAUGGUACUAUUGUCUUUGUGGGAACAAAACGUGGUGCAGACUUCUUGGCAUCGUUCUUGUCGGAAACAGAAUUUCCGACCACCUCCAUCCAUGGUGAUCGUCUCCAGAGUCAGCGCGAGCAGGCCUUACGAGAUUUUAAAAAUGGCACUAUGAAGGUUCUUAUAGCUACGUCAGUUGCGUCACGUGGUCUUGAUAUAAAGAACAUUAAGCAUGUAGUAAACUUUGACAUGCCCAACAGCAUUGAUGAUUACGUGCAUCGCAUAGGACGCACAGGUCGUGUUGGUAACAGUGGUCGCGCCACCUCAUUCUUCGAUCCAGAUCACGAUCGUGGCCUCGCAGGGGACUUGAUUAAAAUCCUGAAGGGAUCUGAUCAGACUGUUCCAGAGUUCCUUAGUAAUUUAGCCGGUGGUGGUGGUGGAGGUGCUUGUUACGCCAAUAAUGACUUUGGAGGCUUGGACGUCCGUGGUAGGGGAAAUACGGUAUCCUAUUCAACGGGCGCCGAUACUGAAGAGGAUUGGGAUGAAGUCUAAAGUCUAUUUAGAGUUUUAACUCUAUCAAAUCAAACUAUGACAAGUUUCUUGAAAAUUACAUAAUUUUUUGUUUUUUUAUGAGUACUUCUUAUUACUUAACAAAAAUAAAUAUUCAUUAGAAAUACAUUGUUUAUGAUAUUGGC